AUGGGAAGUACAUGUUCGAGGGGGCAACGUCAGCUGCAUGUACCUCGAGCUAUACAGUGCAUCAAAUUAUACACCGCAAUUGAUCGAGCUACUCAUGUGGAAAAUAAGCCGACAUUUCCCAAACUCUCCUCUCCCCACUCCUUGAUCAAGUAACGGUAUGAUGUAGUGGUGUUAGGUUCCAGUUAUGGAGGUUCCAUCGCUGCAAGCCGCUGCGCACGAGCAGGGCAGUUGGUAUGCGUACUGGAACGAGGCAAGGAGUGGUUACCUGGUGACUUCCCCGAGAGAUCGAGAGACUCGACGCAGCUUGCGCAGAUAAAUGUUGGGGGCAAGGGAAGAAGAAUUGGUAUGCCUUACGAUUUGUACGAGUUUAUUGUUACUGAUGACCUAACACUCAUUCAGGGGUGGGGUGUUGGUGGAAGAUCUCUCAGUAAUGCCAGUGUGGGACUGGAUGCAGAGUCUGGUGUGUUUCAGGAUCCAUUAUGGCCACAAGCACUCAGAGAUGACUUGGAGCAGCUGUUGAAAGUAGAUCGAAAACAUUUUGUUGAUAUGAUAAAACCUGCACAAUAUCCUGAUAACUACCCAACACUAGAUAAAAUUGACCCCAUGAAAGAAGGGCUCAGUGAUUUUGACAUCGAGGACUUGGAUAAGAUGUUUUACAAGACACCAAUCUAUGUAAAUUUUGAGGACACGGAGCGCAAUCACGUUGGCAUCCCCCAGCCUAAGUGCACAGCAUGUGGGAAUUGCAUGGCAGACUGCAACGUUGGUGCAAAGAACACACUGAAUUUGAAUUACCUGCCGGAUGCAAAGGCUCAUGGAGCAGAGUUAUUUGUUGAGGUAUUAACUCGGUAUCUCACAAAGUCUCAGAAUUCCACGGAUUGGAUUGUCAGUUAUCAAAGAAAUGUCUAUGAAAAAUCCGAUGUCCGUGAAGUGUCUGCAGCUAACGUUAAUCUUGGCGCAGGGGCGUUAGGGUCUACAAGAAUUCUUUAGCGCUCCAAGGAACGAGGCUUCAAUGUGUCUGAUGAGCUCGGAAAACGGUUUUCCACCAACGGGGAUGCAGUUGGAUUUAGUUAUAACGGCGAUGAAGAAGUAAACUCUCUCGGAAUACGAACUGAGGAAUUAGCGUCUUCCAAACCCCCAGGACAAGCGGUUACAUCGAUAAUGGACUUUAGAACGCUGCACAAGGGUAAUUUUGAAAAACAUGUGGUCGAGGAUGGAACUUUUCCGUCUAUAACCGCUAACAUUUUCGCAGUUGCUAUUAGCUUCGCUGCAAAAGUAAUUGGGAUGAAUAAGUACCCCACGAAUGAAAUGCUUGAGAAAACAUUUCAGUUAAUCCAGGGCAAAGGAAUUGACCAUACUCUUACUCCUCUCUGCAUGAGUCAUGACAGUGCAUCUGGAGUCAUUUCUUUUGACAACAAAAUCGACGACAUUGAUAUAAUAUGGGACAGACCUGGAUAUGAGAGAAACUUCGAGAUCAUUGACCAAGUGCUGGAACGCGUUGUGCAUGGUCUGGGUGGAACGUAUGUUAGGAAUCCAAUCUGGUCGGAAACAUUCGGGCGGGGUGUGGUCUCUGUUCAUCCUCUUGGUGGUUGUCCUAUGGAGGAAUCUGGUGGAACAGCUGUUGUGAAUCAUGCUGGGUAAGUGUUUGAAGGUAACACAGAUAAGCUGGUUGAUGGACUUUAUGUCGUCGAUAGUUCAAUUAUUCCACGAUCCGUUAGAGUAAAUCCUUCUCUUACCAUUUCAUGUGUCGCCGAGCUUUGUCUGCGACUUUUGGCAAGAAAGAAGGGGUGGAGUAUCGACUACGACACAUUUAAGCUACUAGGUUAG
Messenger RNA from Stylophora pistillata, 1824 nucleotides. Its product is annotated as cholesterol oxidase-like. NCBI's taxonomy places the organism in Eukaryota, Metazoa, Cnidaria, Anthozoa, Scleractinia, Pocilloporidae. The record is from RefSeq and is a predicted model, not a curated record.